Messenger RNA from Frankliniella occidentalis (western flower thrips), 3243 nucleotides. Its product is annotated as putative inorganic phosphate cotransporter. NCBI's taxonomy places the organism in Eukaryota, Metazoa, Arthropoda, Insecta, Thysanoptera, Thripidae. Gene Ontology annotation, cellular component: plasma membrane. The record is from RefSeq and is a predicted model, not a curated record. Gene Ontology annotation, molecular function: transmembrane transporter activity. Gene Ontology annotation, biological process: transmembrane transport; monoatomic anion transport.
GCGGCGACCGCCACAGUCUGCCUCCGGACUGGGCGCCGAGUACCACGCGUAUCCACGCCCGCUGUGCCCCACGCGACCGACGCCCGCCGCACCGCACGACCGCGACCCGCGACUCACCGCACCGCGACCGUCGGUGGUGCUCCGCGCGCAGCUCGGCGCUGCCGUCGCUUUUCCUCCCCCUGCCUCGCCCGAGCCGGCCGCGGCCACCCCCUUGCUCGAGCUCACCUGGCGCGCGCCGUCUGUUGGGGACGGCGGCGAUGAGGUGGUGACCGAGACGACGACGCCCCCCUCCUUCUCUUGCCGGUGCUCGUCUCGCCGCUCCCCGACGACAUGGCGAAGGACAAGAAGAAGAAGGCCGGGAGGAACGGUGCUGUCGGCAACGCAGCGGUCAACGGCAGCGCGGGUGGCGCAGCCCCCGCGGAGAUGGACACGCUGCUGCGGGUGCCGGUGGCAUGAACCGCGCCUGCCAGCUCGUCGGCACGAGGCACAUCCAGGCCCUCAUCAUGUUCUUCAGCGCAGCCGUCGCGUUCUGCACUCGGACCAACAUGUCGGUGGCCAUCGUCGCCAUGACGAAGCCACGGGAGGGACAGACGCAUUUUGACUGGGACUCCAGCCGCACCAGCCUGGUGCUCUCGUCCUUCUUCUGGGGGUACGUUGUGAUGAACAUCCCGGCGGGCCAGCUGGCGCAGCGCUUCGGGCCCAAGCGCUUCCUCGCCAUGUCCGUGCUCGUGUCCAGCCUCUUCGACCUGCUCAUGCCGGCGUGCGCCACCUACGGCGACGUGUACGGCGUGUGCGCGGCGCGCGUGGUUCAGGGCCUGGCGCAGGGCUUCCUCCUCACGGCCUGCUACGAGCUGCUCAGCAAGUGGGCGCCGCCCCGGGAGCGUUCCAGGAUGGUGGCCUUCUUCCUCGCAGCCCAGCCAUUCGGCAUCGUGGUCGGGCUCUCUGCCGCUGGCGCCUUGGCCGCGAGCAACGGUGGCUGGCCGUCCAUUUUCUACGUGACGGGCUCUCUGGGCAUGGUGGUAGGGAUCUGGAUACUGCUGGGAGUGGCCGAGUGCCCCGCACAGCAUCCUUCCAUGAGUCAGAAGGAGAGAGAAUACAUCCAGGAGAACUUCGGCAUCGCUCCGAGCACUGACCCAAAACGACCGACUCCAUGGCUUUCAAUAUUUACAUCCAUCCCUAUGAUCUCAUUGAUUUUGGCUCAUUGUGGUCACUCUUGGGCUUUCUGGACCAUUCUUACCAAAAUGCCCACAUAUUUGGACAAGGCUUUAGGAUAUAAAAUCCAAGAGAGUGGACUUUUCUCAGCAUUGCCUUAUGUUAUAAAGUAUUUUGUAAGCUUUGGAUUCGCUUGGCUCGCCGAUUUUAUGAAUAACCACCAGUACAUUUCUCUCAGUCUCAACAGAAAAAUUGGCAAUUCAGUUGGUUUAUGGGGACCAGCAAUCAUUUUAGUUGUUUUAGGAUUUGUUAAGAGUGAUUCCACAUCAUGUGUAAUUAUGCUCACAGUAGCUGUUGCGCUUAAUGGUGCAACAUAUGUUGGCUUCAAUAUAAAUCAUCUUGAUUUAUCGCCAAACUAUGCAUCAACCCUUUUUGGUAUCACUAAUGCUACAGCAAAUAUCAUGUCAUUUAUUGCACCUCUUGUGGUUGGUGCUGUGGUGCAAGAUGAGAAUGAUGUGACUCAGUGGCAAACAGCAUUUUUGAUUGCUGCUGCAGUUAGUUUUGUUGGUAAUCUUGCAUUCGUAAUUGGUGGUUCAGCUGUAAGGCAACCUUGGGAUGAACCUGUUAAAACCAAUACAGCUGGCGAUAUUCAUUUGACAGAGAAUGGAGCUCAAACUAGAAGCGCACCCACAACUCCAGAAAUCCGAGUAUGAUAAUCAAUGAAGGAUGACCACUACCUGAGCAAGAAAGCCCAGAAAAAAGACAGUGUAAAUUUUGUUGGAUUUUGAACUUGACAACAAGAUAGUCAAAUUUAUCUUAUUCCAAUGAAGAUUUAAGUGGUGAAAAUAGGAAUUAUUGAAGGAUAAAAAGAACUACAAUUAUCCAUCUUGAGGUUGUGAUUUAGCUUUUUGAACUGCACUACUUUUUAUGAGAAGUAUAUGCCUAGUUAAGAAAACGAAACUUCAAACUGACAAACUGUACAUAUUACCAGAUGCUGUUCAGAAACUAAUUAAACUUCUGCCAAUUUUACUGUUAGGCCUUAUGCUUCUUAAAAUUGUUUCUGUUUUUUUUUUUUUUUAAAUCAUCUCUAGCAUUGUUCUUGUACAUUAAUGUUCAGCGUCAUUCCGUUACGUCUGAGACACUUGCUCAAACCUGAAUUUUCACUCCAUUGUGUUGUGCCUAUGUAGAAAUCGCUUUUCUCAGGUCUAAAUACUAAGUGUCUUUUGGCUAUCUAUUUUGCAUGUUCAAGAUAGAAAAAAUGUCAUGAAAAAGUUUUCUAAGAUUUUUAGUGUACGAAGUAUUCUACUCUAAUUGUUUCUUCAUUUUAUGAUCAGAAAUGAAGAACUGUUCCUAUUGUAAUAAUUGUAGACAUUACUUGUGCCCACGCAGCAAAAACCAUUGGCCCCAUAUUGCCAAAUCUAAAUAACUGGUGACAUAUUUCAUAGUUUUUCUUUUCUUCCAUAACUAAUCAUACAUUCUCUUUGUGCUCUUUUGCAAGUAAAUGUUGAUUAUGUAUAUCUCUCUAAGUAUUAGCCACGAGAGUUUUAUAGAGUAACAAUCACCAGUUCAUAUGAGCAAGUGAUGCAUUUUAAAUACUGAAUUAAGGUAGGCUGAACUUUAUAGCCUGUGAUAUGUUUGUAGGUUUAAGCAAAUGUUUUUAUGGUUUUAGAAAGUAUUGAACAUUUAGUAUGAUUUAUUGAUAUAGUCAUCACAUAAAUUAAAUGUGUAUUUAAGAGUUGUCAAAAGCAGCAAUUUGGUAAAAAAAUAACUCUGCAUACUAGAUGUUGAAAGUGACUGCCCUGCAGUAGGUGCACCUGUACCUAGCAGUAUGCUGCAUUGUUCAUAUUUUUAUGACUGAUCAGCAGACAGGAACUGUGAUUUUUAUUAAUUGCAUUUUAAAUGAGUCAUUGGAAAUUUGAUUGAGAUUUCUUUUAAAAUAAAAUCAACAGUUUGUCGAUACAAGAACUGUCAUAAACAGAUGGGAGACAAUUACCACUUGUUCUUCUUAAUUAAUUUAAUGGCAGUGUAUCACAACAAUUCAAAGAAAAACAAAAAAUUCUGCCUCUAGAAGCACAUUCUUUUUUUUUUCAA